This is a messenger RNA of Rattus norvegicus (Norway rat), 2029 nucleotides long. RefSeq names its product zinc finger protein 42 (gene Zfp42). The transcript has 3 exons. Bases 570 to 1487 code for a protein of 305 amino acids. Gene Ontology annotation, molecular function: cis-regulatory region sequence-specific DNA binding. Gene Ontology annotation, cellular component: nucleus. The record is from RefSeq and is marked validated. NCBI's taxonomy places the organism in Eukaryota, Metazoa, Chordata, Mammalia, Rodentia, Muridae.
CUCCAGAUCUCUUGGUUAUCAAAUUGCCCGAGUUCUCUUUUCACUUCUGUUUCUCAGGAGUAGAUCCAGAAAAGUCGUUAACUUUAACCAGCGCCUACUGCUCCUUUACAACCCUCUAGUGGUUUUCCUUUGGUGUUGAACUACAGCGCAAAUGACUGUCCGUAGAAUUCCCAGCCUCCUUUGCGGUUGGCCUCAGGCCGAGGUACUACUGACCGGCUUUUCUAAGAAUUACGGCUUCAAGCCUGACUGUGUCGGUGUCCUUUUGCCUGUAAUCUCAGCACCAGGGAGGCAGAGGCAGGCAAUCUGUGUUGAGUUGGAGGACAGCCUAGUCCAGAAAGCAAAUUCCAGGACAGCCGGGCUGCCUUGAGAAAGAAGCCCUGUCUCAAAAAACCAGAGGGGAAAAAAGAACGAAGGCUUCUAUGCUCCUGUGCACAGAAGAAAGCAGGACCUUCUCACCGUGCUGCCUCGUGUUUUGUCACCAGCUACUGCUGACCAAAUAGCAGGUGUUUGCCUGAGGUGACUGUUGUUGGACCAGUGUCACCUGGAAGUGAUUUCCUAGCUAAGACAACAUGAAUGAACAGAUGAAGAAAAUGGCAAAGACAAGUGGCCAGAAAGGGCCGGGCAGAAGGGCCCUCGACAGAAUGACUCUAAAUCAUGACGAGGCAAGGCCAGUUCAGAAUACCAGAGUGGAACCUCCCCAUGUAACAUACACCAUCCACGAAGAAGGUGAGAUUAGCCCUGAGAAUGAGGAAGAUGUCUUUCCUAAUGGAUACCUAGAAUGCAUCAUAAGAGGGGAGUUUUCUGAGCCCAUUUUGGAAGAGGAUUUACUUUUUAAAUCCUUCGAAAGCCUAGAGGAAGCGGAACAAGACCUUUCUUGCCAGGUUCUGGAAGCUAGUUCUCUUCUCGAGUACAUGACAAAGGGGACAAAACAAGAGAAAAGGGCCACACAAGAGGAGCCUCAGCAGACUGUUGGAGCGAACUCAGUUCCUGAGUGUUCUGAGUACUUGACAAGCAGGAAGCUCCCUGUUGGAGAACCCUCGGAAGUUGAUUUAUCCUAUCAUGAGCAGCUGUCAGGCUUUACUGGAGAGAAGCUAAAGGGUGGUCCAUACUGUGGUAAUAUCUCGAUGCUGGAGUGUCCUCAAGCUGGGUGCAAGAAGAAGCUGAGGGAUAAAACUGCCCUGAGGAAACACAUGCUGGUCCACGGUCCCCGUCAGCACGUGUGUGCAGAGUGUGGGAAAGCUUUUACAGAGAGCUCGAAACUAAAGCGGCACUUCCUGGUCCAUACAGGAGAGAGGCCUUUUCAGUGCACCUUCGAAGGCUGUGGGAAGCGCUUCUCACUGGAUUUCAACUUGCGCACCCAUGUCCGCAUCCACACGGGUGAGAAGCGCUUUGUGUGUCCUUUUGAUGGCUGCGAGAAGAGUUUUAUUCAGUCAAACAACCUGAAGAUUCACAUCCUAACUCAUGCAAAGGCAGGGAAGAAAUGCUGAAAGUCGAGACAGAUUGUCCCAGGCUGAGUGGUCUUACUGGCAGAGGCACCGAGGAUCCAUGCAUUAUGUAUGAGAAUAUUAUUUGUGGGGAUGGAUUCUAUGGCUAAAAUAACUUUGCAAAUCUAGAAGGCCUGCUUGUAUUUUUUAUUUACUUCAUUACACAAUUUUAAGAACAUUGUUUUUUGUAUUCCAUGGUGUAGUUCCAACAGAAAAGUCAAUGGUGAAAGCAUAAUGUUUAAUAUAUGUGCUACACUGUUGAAGGUGACAGUGUUUUUGCAUACCUAAUAAAAAAUAGCUUAUUUUUAAUUAUGCAGUUCCUAAUGCCCUAGCUUUUACCCUUUAAAAUGCUUCAUGGGAAAUGAUCCUAAAGAAUGGGUACCUUUGGCAGUAGUCAACAAAUGAAUACAUAUUUCUACAUUUUUGAUUUUUGUUUUCCUUAUUGUAUCAAACUAUUAAUCAUAGUUAAAUGUGAAUAGUUAUAUAAUAAAGUUGAUCCAUCUGAAGAUUUUAGGUGUUUCAAAAUAAAAGGAAAUAAAACACUA